AUGGCUGCCCUGCAAGAAAGGAAAUUACAAGAAGGGCAACAGCUCUUGAAAGAAGCGGAAAAAUUGUAAGUCUUUUAUUGAUUUCACAGUUUCAGACAUCGAGUAUACUUUUCAUAGGACAUCUUUAUAAAGAUCAAAGUACACAUCUUCGAUUUGUAAGGGCGAGAAACCAGUGUAGAUGUAUAAGCUUAGCUUCAGUUAAAGAAUGAAUUAAAGACGACAAUUUGUUUUUUCUCGUCGUCAUAUAUUUUCUAAAGGUAUUUUUACCUCGAUGGUCAUUGUCCUUCACUCUUUUCCAGCACACCCACCUCCCUCCCCUUCCCGGGUCCUAGCCUUAUUUACUUUUGCAGGUUUUGAAAGUGAUAAAUCAAACCGUAAACCAUUUUCUUAGUUAGAAGUAACAGUAAGGUUGAUAUAAGCUUGCUGUUACUAUAAAGCUAUAGCUAGGAAAGCUGCAUAUUUGAAAUAAUAAAAACUAAUGAAUUUCUUAUGACAUGCACAGGGCUUAUGCAUAAACCACUACAGUCUCCUUAACACUAGCCCUUUUCCAAGGCUAAUUGUAGAGCUUAUCUAAUCUAGUGGGGAAUAAUGGGAGUGAGUGGUCUGUUAUAUCGUUUUUCUCCUCUUCUAAUUUCCUUCUCUUUCUCCUCGUUUCAAUAGGCACAUAUUUCGCGACACUUAAAUUUCGGGAUUUGGGAAAUGUUAUCUUUUGAAUCACUUUAAUUUUGCAUUUUUUUGGACCACAAUUUACAUUUCACUGGCAAUGUUGUCUAAGAUGUCCUUUAAUUAAAUAAACUACUUUAUCAAAGAAACAAUAACGUCUAAAUUAAGAAAAACACAAGGGCAGAACUCUAUGUCAAUUGUAACAACAAAGCAGUUCGCACAAUUUUAAGUCCAUUGACCACAACAUCCAUUUACACCCAAAAUUCGUUCGUAAAGACUGAACGGAGAAAAAAUGAACAGUAAAAAUGUGAUUUGGAAACAUUUCACUGGUAAUAAACUCAUUCUUUUUUUGAUAUUGACUUUAUAACAUGAGUGUCACAUAAUUCACUUAAUUUCACAACACUUAUUGUUCGCGUCACUUUAAUUUCACAUGUUGUUUUUGUAUCGCAAAAUUCGUGAAGUUAAUGUGUUGUGAAAAUUUCUUGUAAUAACGUAAUACAAAAAAGGGAUUUCUGAGGGUUUUAGGACCAUCAUGUUGUGACAUUGUAACACCGACCCAGGGGAGGUUUUGCGUCCAGUGGUUUUUGUAAAAUCAAGGGUUUGUGGGGGUUGCUCAGUCUCGCGGGCUUACAAAACCUCCAUAGGACGAUCUUCUUUUGUAUUUGCGGUAAUGCAGAUGAGCAGAUUUUCUUACUGGGGGAAGUGGCAAAAAAAGAAAAAAAUUAUCUAAGCUAUUAGACACAUGCGGAACAUUUUCUGAGGGGAUAAAUAUUUUUUUCAAUGUAUUUUACUGAGUUUUUUUCCACGGGUUAGGAAUUUUUCUCAUUACUUCAAUCAUUAGUGGUUAGGGAUGUGAGCUAGGUGUAUGUUAAUGGUAUGGCCCUAACAGUGGCAAUCAAUUCAGUUUUCAUCCCAAAUACUGUAUGUUUGCCAGGUUUUAUUAAUUAGCAGUGGCUCACUUACCAUAGGUCUGUUCAGAGCUGAAUGGGGUGAGGGCAAGUUCAUUUUUGAACAGUAAAUAGUCACAAAUCAUACUUAAUCACUAGUUUCAACAUAUUUGCUUCUUAAGUAUGAAGACUAGUUGGUUGAAAUGGAAGCCAGACUGGGAUAGUGCUGCUGAUAAAUUCAUGAAAGCUGGUAUGUAUUGCAUUACAUCUUAAAAAGCUGUCCUCCUCUAUACCUGUUAUCUGAGCAACAAGAUUAAUGGUAAAGGACUACAUCUUUGCAACAUCUUUUUAAAUUGUUGUUAUUUUAGAACAGAUGUUAAAGAACCUUUUUUCCAACAACAUUUUUUACAUUUAACUUGAUUGUCACAGGAAUAAUUUCCCUAUAUCUCUAAUUUAAAAGCGAACUUGACAUUAUGAGUUGCCUGCACACACAGACCCUUGUAUACUUUUAUAUUUUCCAUUUUCUCAUUUCUCUGUUUUUAGUUGAAAAAUAAUUAUAUCCUGAAUAAAAUGAUAUUUAAUCCAAAGGGCAUUUGUUAUUAUUUAUUAGUUUCACUACUAUCUUACCUUAUCCCCAUUUAUUUCUUAAUUCUUUUAUAAUCAAAAUUUAUUUAUUUAGUAUAAAUCUGUACUGUACUCCAUAUCAAUUGAAAAAAAGUAAAAGACAAAAUACAGAUAUGUACAGCAUUUUUUCUUUUUCAAACUCUUCUAAAUCAAGUGCUUAUAAACGUUUUACUUGAACAAAGUUUUAGAUGCAUACUAUAUACGCCAUUUAACGCUGCCUUUAAUACUAAUAGUGAAGAUUGUUAUUAAUAUUGUUAAUUGUGUUGUUUCUGCAGGUACAUGUUUUAAAGCUGCCAAAUGUUAUGACAAGGCCAGCAAUGCUUUCAAAAAGGCAGCAGAUGCACACUACAGUUCUCAUGCGUAUCCUAAAUUAUUGAUACCUCCAAAAAAUAGCUGAGUAUUAGUUUUACAGUGUAGUUUAAGCUGUAGAGCGGCAGCUAGUUUUUUAGUCAGCAGAUGGACAUGUAUCUUUUCCUUGACACAGCUUGAUAUUAGACUGUUCCAUGCAGCUAAGUAAGUAUAUGUAGAUAGUUAAUGGUUUAAGUAUAUGUGCAGACUUCUCUUUUCUCUCUAAAGGAUCUAAGAACUGAAUAUUAGCUAUAGCAUAACUAAAUCUUAAUCUAAAUUGGUUACUGUAUCAAUCUCUCAUACAUAUAGGGAAUAAAAUGUUAGGAGAUAUGGGAUAUUAAAGUAAAAAUUCAAAUGUGGAGGCACAGGAGAUCUCUUUCUAAUUUUUAGGCUUCACUGUAAAAAUUGCUUUAAAGUAACAGAUGCCUUUUUGGAGGGGGCACUGAGAUGUAUUACCUACAGUUGAUUUUCACAUGCCAAUGAAAACAGUGUUUCAGUGCCCACAUAUUUUUUACAGGAAAUGGUCUGUUCAGGCUGAGAGUGUCAAUUAUGUUGUUCCAGGAUAUCACAAGUUUUUGCAGCAAAUUAUAUUUUAAGUCAUUAAGUUUAUUAACCUUUUUUAAUGCCCAUCAUUUUAUUAUCUCUUACUUCAUAAUUUGUCUUUCUUGGCCUUCUCUAUACAAAGCACAUUCAUUACCAGCAAUAUCUUUGUACUAAUUGUAUAAUUUAUGGUAUGAGAGUGUAAAGGGUUUGUGAUAAAAAAAAAAAAUACCACAGCAUAAUCUGUUGUUUGUAUCAACACAAUUCCUAACAGAGCAUUAGAACAGGCUGCCUCAGUUCAAAAAGAAAUGAAGAAUAUUUCAGAAGCUGUAUCACUAGUGGAAAGAGCAGUGUAAGAUAAUAGAUUAUUAUUAAGGGGGCAGUGAAAAACGCAGACUGCGAGCUGCCAAUGUGGACUAUUGUUUAAGGGUUAGAAAACAAUGGGACUAGUGUUGUCACAUACUCAUUUGUGUAGUAAAAACAAUAGUCCGCAGUCUGCAUUUUACACUGCCCAGUUAAUGAAGUUUUUAAGAAAAAGAUCAUGUACACUGUAGUUGCUGAAUGGUAACAGAAAAAAUCUUGUGAUUGAAAGCAUUCCUGCUCAUGUUCAAAAAAGGUUUUAUUUAAUGGAACUACUGAAAAUUCAGGAUUUGAUUGGCAGCUACUAAAAAUGUCAUUGCUAAAAGAUGAUCAGCUUCAUUAACAGUGAUCACCUUAAAUGUCACUGUUCAAUAAAAUCUAGUUAAUAUUAGUGGUCUAUGGUAGAUACAAAAGAAUCACUUGGCAGUACUUUCCUCUUUAAUUCUUCUUAUUUUUUUAAUCAUUUUCAUUAACAAGGCAUUACGUAUUAGCAUGCAAUUAAGCCUUAAUUAAUCUUACCAAUGAUUAUUUAUUACAAUCUAAGACAUACACUGAACAUUUAGAACAGCAUUAAAAUAAAUGGAAAAGUUUAUUAAAAUGAUGUUCAUGAAAAUAUAAAAUUAAUUAUCGUCAAUUCCUGUUUAGAAAGCAAAGAUUUCAAAAUCGACCCUGCUCUUGCGGUCUCUUGCCAAGUGCAUCUACCCAUAUACAGGAAUUAACCAAAAAUGGUAAAAUAUACAAUUUGUUUCAAAAUAUCUCCAACGUAGUUUUGAUAUAGUUUUUAUAUUAUUGUUGUGUUCAAUGUAGUGACAUGUACAGACAGAGUGGUUCUCCAGAUACAGGUGCCCUAGCCCUUGUAAGAGGUGCCAAGUAAGUCCACUUCUCAUUACCGUAAACUGCCAUUUUUUAUGAUUAUAUGUUUUAGUAAGGGUUUUUUUUUAAGGGCUUACAUGUACUUGAAGGGGGACACUCUUACAUUUUCUCUAAAUUCAACCUGCUUAAUAUUGACACCCCAUUGAUACAGACACUCUCCCCCCCCAUGGUUCCUUAUUAACAGGCCCCCCAGGUUUGACCGUACUGGUUUCAAACUAAGCUUCAAAAUGUCAUCAUAAAUCAAAUUCAUUUCAAUACAAGCCCGAGGGAGGCUUAUACGUUGUAAUCAGUUGUAUUUUUCAUGGGUCUAUAACUGGUAGGGCUUAUAAGCGGAGGGGCUUAUAAGCAGCAGUUUAUGGUUUCUAUUUUUAUAUUUAUGUAAAAGGUUCUAAGUAUUUAAUUAUCUUUUUCAAUAAAUAGUUAUUUGUGUUCUUAGCGUAUAUUUUGAAAAAAAAAUCUAAAAAAUGUAACAUUCAUUUCAAAUUAAUGAUCCUGACCAUUUCUUUCUAAAAGAGAAGGUUGCCUUUGGAGAAAAGUUUAAGUUAAACUUUUUUUAUUAAUUUUGUUCUUUUUGUCAAUGCUUGUAGGAUGUGUGAUUCAAGUGAUCCAGCUAAAGCAGCAGAGUUAUACAUUUUAGCCAGUGAAAUGAAUGUUGUAUGUAUUUUGUAUUCAAAGUUUCUCUAUUAAAAAUAGAUUAAGUCAGUGUAGUAUCAGUCAAGGUUAGAAGUAAUAUAUCAAGUAGAUACGCAGUGUUCCAUCACCAGAUGAAACAUUAAGAGUUGAAAAUACGAUGCACAGCGGAGUAUUUUUGACGAACUUCAAUGUAUUUCAUCUGGUGAUGAAAUGUCGAAUGCUUGAUAUUACUUCUCAAACAAAAUUAUUUUAGAAGAUGCAAAAGUGAGCAGUUUUUCAUCUGAUUUCCAAACAUUCGGUAAAAUAAUAUUAAUACCUUGUACAAACUGAGUUUAAUAAAAGUCUGUGCCGAAGAUUGCGGAUUGAGUUUUUCCCAUCGGUUUACUGCUCAUACAAUUCACACGUGGCCAUAAAUCAACAGGAAAAUCAAGGAUCCGUUUUUUUGUUGUGCAUGAGGGAGGGGGGCCAUUUAUUCAAAUAUGACCCACAAAAUUGGAAUUUGGAAAUGUUGGUUUUUGAGGAGAGGGGGAACCAGAGUACCCAGUGAAAAACCUCUCGGAGUAAGGGUCGAGAGAAUCAACAGCAAACUCAACCCACAUAAUUAUGGCAUCCACACUGGGAUUUGAACCUGGGCCACACUGGUGUGAGGCAAGUGCUCUCACCUCUGCCCCAUCCUUCUUCUCUGUUAUGAGUCAAUAUAUAUUAUUAUUUUUUUAUUCAUUCAAACUGGACUUCUUUGUAACACACCUGCCACAACACAUAUGAUAAUUAACAAUUAUUCCUCAAGCCCGAAUGGGCUCUGAGUCAAUAGCCCAUGAGGCCGAAGGCCGAAUGGGCUAUUGACUCAGAGGCCAUGAGUGCAAGAGGAAUAAUUGUUUUAGUAAAAUCCAACUGGUUGGUCAAAAAUAUCGAGAAUAAAGAAAUUUUAGCUAGUUAAAGCUAGACUUUAAUCCUUUUUUGCCGCCAAGUAGCCCGCGCUUUUUGCUGCUAGUGGGCUAUAACAUAUAGCCUAGUAGUAGCUCAACCAAUCAGAACACAGCAUUGAUAAUAGACCACUGGCUGGAUUUUACUACUGAUAUUUAUUCAUAAGUAUAAAGGGCAGAUAUAUGCACAGAAAAAUAAUAAGCUGAAUGUUAUGAUUCAUAAAGUAACCGGUUUUAAAAGAAAAACAUUUGGACUGUUGUAGAAUAGCAGAUGACUAACUUAUUAUGACAAUUCUUUUCCCCUCACAUUUUGAAGGCAGAGGACAAGAUUCGAGAGGGUAUUGAACCUUUGUCAAAAGCUGCAAACCUCUUUGUAAAGUUAAAGAGGUAGGGCUCAUUCUUUUCAGUUGUUGAAGGGAGAUAGGGGAACAAUUAGAAAUUCAGUAAUGUCACCCUGGCAUAUCUUUAGUAGACCCAUGACAGCUGCCAUGACCCAAAGAGCGCUGGUUGCUAGUUUAACCAUGUUAAAAUAAUUAUUAUUUCAAUCAGAUUUUAUUUUUUAGAGUUAAAUGUAUAACGUACGCAAUAGUUUUGUUGUGGAGUUGUUACCCUUCUAUGUGAAUGGCAUCGUCCUUUACCACUAGCGCUGACGUCUACUUUUUAAAUUUUUUUUUGAAAUAUUUGUUAUUAUGCUGCAGAUUUCAGGAGGCUUUGAAUGUCUUCAAACAGCAGAUGAAACUGUACGAACAGGUGGAAAAUUUUCAAAUGAUGUACAAGGUAAUGCACCCUUGCGUAAAUUUAGACUCUACAACACAGAACAUGGCGUGUAACUUCUUACAUUGAGUGAUACCCAAAAAAAAGAUAGAAAUAAAUUGUUAGAUGUGGCAGGAGGACAGUAAAGGCUUGGACAAUAUUGAUAGAUGAAUGAGUUAAUCUGAAAACGAAAAAAAUGUCGCGUGGUAAAGAAUGUCCAAGGCCGGAUUACUCAAAGCUAGGUUAAGAUAACUCCGGUUAGUGCGAAGUUUGAAUUCAAAUAUGAAAGCUUAAAACGCAAAAUCAGUUGAAUUCUUUUUGUCUACAAUUUGAUGAUGUGGACGCUCUUAAAAUAACAUACAAUUACAAAAAAUUAUCCAAGAAAAUGCUUUGGAACAAAGAAAAGAAACACGGAUUAGAAUUUAACCCCGGGUUAGUGCUAAUCGCCCUUCGAACAACUGGGCACUUCAGGGGCGUAACAUUUUUUUAAAGCUAUUUCAGUUUGGAUUGGAUAAUAGAAAUUUCUCAUUUUUUAGUUUCACUCAUAAAUAGGAAAAACUCGCGAUGAAGCUCUAUUAAGAAGGUCUGCGGCUGCCUAAGACGCUAUUAAAACUGGUUGCGGUAAAAAGUAACGGCUUGUUUUUUUCAAUUAUUUACAGGUUGUUCUUAGUAUGGUCGUUGUUCACCUUCAUGAAAGCGAUUACGUAGCUGCAGACAACUGCUACAAGAAUUCUUUUGAGUAUGUUAUUGUAUAUAAAGUUGCACUACAUGUUUUGACUUAAAAAUAUAAGAAUGUUCUGGGUGGAUUGUUAAAGGUAAAGGUCUUAAUUUUACGUCGGUAACUGAAACUCGAAACAGUGUUGGGGAGCUUAAGCAACAACGAUGGCGACGGGUACUAUUAAAAACGCCACUUGAAAAGUGAAUUCGCGCCGCCUCAAACUGUAUCGCGCUUGUCAAAUUCGUUGCGUAAGUUUGCACACCCCGUUGUAUGUUGUUGUGGGUUGUUGGGUGUUGUUGCGCAAAGUUUGAAACCGGUCAAACUUUUAGCCCCGUGUGACAUAGUCAGGGGCACCCAACGAGAAUAUAGGCAUAUUUUUAUCCCCUAAAUUUUUUUCAUCUGUUCGGAUUUCCUAGCUGAAAGUCUAGUGAUCCGAAAAUUACUGGAAUCAAAACUUACCUUUUCGAAAAUUUCAGCCAGAAAAAAAGCUCCCGAAAAUUCUAGGUGACCUUUUAAGGGUAAAAAUCCGUUAAAAAUGGGCAACUAUAUUAGUUUUUAGAUGUUCGAAAAUCCUAGGAGAGGCAGGCAAGCAAAGAAUUUUACCACAAAUGUUCCGAAAAUUCUAGAUCUCAAAUCGUCUUCCGAACAGAUAUUUGUCCGAAAAUUGUCGUUGGGUGCCCCUGCAUAGUUGGGAGUAGUCGGUUGCGUCCGUUUGCACGUAGCUUUGGAAAUGCUAACCUGGAAGAAAUCUUCACAGAAGGUUUCGUCGCUACGAGAAGCUAAUUGCAGUUUUGAAAAUGUGUUCGCGAUUUUUCUGCUUUGAACAAGUAGAAGCGAAGCGGCAGAGCAGAGCCGGACGAAACGUAGCGUUUGAGACUUGAAAAUUCCGUAGACUAGCACAAAUUCUCUAAACAGUCAAGGGGUAUGAGGCAAGUUUGUUGUUUUUUUUUUUUUCUGUUCCUCUCAUGUUGCCGUGCGUCUGUUCAGUAAUGGAUCACAGUUUAUGACAAGACGAGGUAAAAACAAAAACGUGGCACACGAGCCGCAGGCCAGAGUAGAGUCUCUUUGUUAAAUAGCAACCAUACAUCCCAUCACUGCAAGUGUACUUAUUUUUCUCUUCAGGAUUCCCGGAUUCGGUGGCUCAGAUGAAGCAGUCGCCGCAGAAAAAAUUUUGGAUUGUUUUGACGGGGGCGAUGGUGAGGGAAUGAAAGCUUGCACAUCACAAGCUCUCUUCACCUACUUGGACAAUGAGGUUAAUAUUUAGAUGCUUUUACUACGACAUAAACUAAAAUUACGUGACGUUACGUAACUGUUAAGUCAAUAAAACCAGAAACGACAAAAAAACUCAAGUCAGUACUAUUGUGACGUUUAGGGUCAGUCGGGGACGACUACGAGAAAGAGAGUUUUUUCGAUACCAAGUAGUGUGUGCACGUGAACCAGCGUCAUUUCGGCGGGAAAACGUGGUAGGCAUCGUCAUUCUACUACGAGUUUUAGCGAGAAUGUCGCGAUGAGCAUCCUCGGAGACCUAGGGGCAGUCAGUUGUAGGUCGGGAGGAAAGGCUCGACGAACCGAAGAUACGUAGUGAUGGAAACAAGUUAUCAAUGGUUAGAAUUUUUUUCAUUUUGCGAUCGGGAGGGCUCCUUCAAUAAAAAUAGCCCUGCUAACUUUUAUGGUGAAUAAAAAAGUACAAUGCAGAUUUCAGGCGUGUAUAUUCUUUUCACAAUAACGAAAAACCUUCAAGUUAAAUCUCGCCCUGGUUAUGUUUCUAGAAUUGUUUGUCUUCUUUAGUUCCUUGACAAGUUUUAUUAAUUGCUUCUAUGAUCAUUUCCUGCAAAAUCCUUUUAAAACAAGCACGGCAGAACGGAAAUAUUCAUCUGUUUUACAGUUUUUCAAAUGAUUUUUCAGAUUGCCAAGUUGUCCCGCAGCUUGCGUGUUCCAGGUGACACAGGUAACAAAGGAAAGACAGAGAGAAAACCGACUCCAACCCUGAAUGCCUCUGUGAAAACCGAGACACAAAUUCCCAACCCAGUGUCUACUACACCCACGUAUCAGACAGAACAAGGGGGAAACCAGGAGGAGCUCGAUGAUGAUCUUGAAGAAGGUGGACUUUGUUAGAGUGUUUUCUCGUAACAAAGCCUUACUCAGACAAAUAAUCGCAGAAGUUUUCAAAAAGGAGAGACGCAUAGUCUCCCUCGCGCGCAGCCGUCAAGCAGCCGUCACGCAGAAGGAGCCCGGGCAGGCAGCUGAUAGUUUUUUUGGCAUAAUUGUCAGUGAGAAAUAAUUUAAAAGAUCUUCUGCCCACGCGGAACGCUGAGGUGAGGUCAUAGCUCAGACAUUGUACUAAAUUUAUUUUUAUGAUGAUAUUUAUAUAAAUUACUGACAAUCUUUUGUGUAUUUUUAAAUCAGUUAUGGUUAAGGAGUAAAGUUUCCAAAGAAACUAUUUUGUCUUCAAGGGAGUGAAACACAUAUUAGAUUGCUUAUAAAUUGCCCAUUUAGGCUAUCCCAAAAUGGAUUAGACCUAAAAAGCUAAAAAGACCUAUCAUGUGUAGCUUUGAAAAGUAAAA
Messenger RNA from Porites evermanni, 9886 nucleotides. The record is from the annotation of a GenBank genome assembly. NCBI's taxonomy places the organism in Eukaryota, Metazoa, Cnidaria, Anthozoa, Scleractinia, Poritidae.